Messenger RNA from Rhodofomes roseus, 2299 nucleotides. Its product is annotated as P-loop containing nucleoside triphosphate hydrolase protein. The transcript has 7 exons. The record is from RefSeq and is a predicted model, not a curated record. Lineage: Eukaryota; Fungi; Basidiomycota; Agaricomycetes; Polyporales; Fomitopsidaceae. Gene Ontology annotation, biological process: protein insertion into mitochondrial inner membrane from matrix; mitochondrial respiratory chain complex III assembly. Gene Ontology annotation, molecular function: ATP binding; ATP hydrolysis activity. Gene Ontology annotation, cellular component: mitochondrial inner membrane. Bases 194 to 1921 code for a protein of 575 amino acids.
AUGCUGUUGAAUAUGCCUACUCGUGGCAUUAAUUUGACCACACUAUCAACACCUACCACGCCACAGUCUUUGUUUCGCUUAGACAUGUGUGGUCUUGUCCGACACGCCGUCUACUGUGGCGCGCCAUCCGCAGUGAAUAAAUAGCAGGUCUCCGGCUCUCGUUCUUUUGCCAACGUCUUCCAUCGACUUCAGGAUGGAACACAUCCACUCUCUGCUAGCCGUCUCAGGUUCCCUCCUCAAUGCUAGCGCCACCAAUACCACCCUCGUCUCUGACUGCUCUUGGCCUCCCUUGACAAGAUUCGUACUGACAAACAUCACCGGUGUUGGUGUUCAAUGCUGGGCGAAAUUGGCCCUGCUUGGGGCCGUUAUAGAGCUUUGCCGCCGAACCCUCAACGUACUGUGGCGUUGGCUUCUCGAUUUGCCGUGGAUUACGAUAACUUUCAGCGAAGAAGACGUUGCUUACAGCUGGAUCCUGUGUUGGCUGUCGCAGCACCCAUCGUGGCAACACGCCCGAACAGCUCAAAUUACGACAAGAAACUACGGCUUACAACCGUCUCGUACUUGGUGCCAACAGGCUUUCGGCGGCGACGGUGACGGAGACCAACCCACCAGUUAUAUACCUAGCUUGUACAAAGUUCACUACCUAUGGUACAGGUACCAUUGCAUUCGCGUGUCUCGAAGCCGAAGCUCGGAGUCGUCGAUGAGCCAUCCAAUCGAAACUCUCGAAAUCCAAAUUCUGGCUCUGAGUCGUACGAUCCUGGACACACUGCUCAGCGACGCCAAAAAGAGCUAUAAGGAUGCAAAAGCGAGCAUGGUGUCCGUGUACACUGCGAACGAAUACUACGAAUGGGUUUUUGUUGCGGCACAACCGAAGCGUUCGCUGAGUACGGUCAUCCUCGAUCCCGGGGUGAAAGAAGAGGUAUUGAGUGAUGUGGUCGAGUUCAAUAGAAGCGGGCAGUGGUACGCCGAUAGAGGUAUCCCAUUCCGACGAGGCUACCUUCUGUACGGCCCUCCAGGAUCCGGGAAGACAACUCUCAUCCGAAGCAUAGCAGGCGAGCUCGGUUUAGACAUCUGUAUCAUCACUCUGUCGAAGGCUGGAUUGGACGACGACAAACUGCAAUCGCUCAUCAGCCGCAUGCCUGACAAGUGUAUAGCGCUAAUGGAAGACAUCGACGUUGCUUUCCGACACGAGCGUAACCAGCGACUUCUCUCUGGAGACACAAAUCUGAAACACGGAGAUCUUAGCACUACUACUUCCGCACUCUCAGCGAUGCCUACCAGUGGCGUCAGUCUCAGCGGUUUGCUCAACGUCCUGGAUGGAGUUGCAUUGCAAGACGGACGCCUCCUCUUCGCCACGACAAACAACUACGGUGCUCUGGAUCCUGCGAUUUGUCGACCCGGCCGUAUGGACGUGCACAUCAAGUUCCACAACGCGAGCAAGUAUCAGGCAGGAGAGAUUUUCAAGGCCUUCUUUUCGUCCCCGUCUAGUGCUUCCGCCGGACCAGUUGAAGAAAGCGGCAAUUCUCUUACCACUGCAGGCGCCGUCGAUGGCGAUGGGCUCUAUGCGAAAGAGGUGACUCCUCUCCUCAAUGUGGAGUCUUCGCCACCCGCUGGUCAAGAAGUUAAGAAUGGCCCGCCUAUCGGUAUCACUGUACCGCACAGUGUCGCAUGCGAACUGGCCAGGAGAUUCAGCGAGGCUAUUCCUGAACGUGAGGUAUCGGUCGCAGCUCUACAAGGGUACCUCAUGGCCUAUAAGACACGGCCAUUCGAUGCCGUGCGCGAUGCACCAGCCUGGAUCUCAGAGCUGCGCGGGCAGAAAGGACAAGGGGAAUCGCCGGUAGAAGCAUCAGGGGACCAAGGCUCUCCGUCCACUGCUAGCGGAGUUACCCCUGAGGCUCCAGUGGCCCGGGCAGACCAGUGAUCGAAGGCAACUAUCUAGGAGACUAAGGGUGUAGACGGAUUCUUGACCAUGCUUAUUCGCGCGAUGUACGAUAACUACACCUACUCUAUGCAUAGUAUUAUCCAGUCAAGAUACUGAGGAUGUACGCAGUGUGUAGUAAAUGAUACUCGAUUGUCCCGAUAACGUCACCGCGAGACGAUACCAUAAGCUGUCUCAAGCCGUGUAAGGGACGAUAUAUAUGUGAACGGCGUAGCAAGUGUCGUAACUGUAAGCUGAGUUGCUUUGCUCGGCCUCAUAGACGACUACAUUCUGAUCGUAGUCGUCUGUCGCCGUGCAAAGCGAGAAGCCAUCGGGGUUGUUGUUCACGGAGAGUACCAAGUACUCGUCAGACUCAUCCUA